Messenger RNA from Coregonus sp. 'balchen', 12620 nucleotides. Lineage: Eukaryota; Metazoa; Chordata; Actinopteri; Salmoniformes; Salmonidae. The record is from the annotation of a GenBank genome assembly.
AUGGCAACAAAAAUCAUCUACUUUACUGUGAAUGGGAGACCAGAGCAGGCAGAGUUUCCAGUUGAUUGCCCUGCCCAGGAUGUCAAAGGUAGGCAAUUCAAAUAAUAUCACCUUAUUAUUUUGGUAUCUUUGAAAUGUCAUAAAAAUUAUAUAUUUUUUGUCUGGAGCAUGAUUUUGUUUUUGAACUCAUUACUCUGAUAUGAGAAACCUCUCAAAACCUCUGAAUUAUUUAUGAUUUGUGUACUUGUUUGACAUUCUAUUGCACUGUUAGGAGCUAGUAACACAAGCAUUUCGCUGCACCCACUAUAACAUCUGCUAUACUGUGUACACAUCCAACAAACGUUUUUUUUUUUUUUUUAAUAAAAAAGUACAUAAAGGGAAAGGUUAAUAGCACUUUCAUUGCUUCUCUACCAGAUCAAACAAUGGAUCAAAACUCAAGUAAAGCACUAUGAGACCUAAAAUAGUUGUAAUCCAUCAGAAGUAAGUGUAAUCCAUCAGAAGAUGCAAAGACAUGCAAUCCAUGUCUUCAACAAGAGAGAUCCAUUGCAAAAUAAGCAGACAGUCUCUGUAUCGAUAGAGAGAAAUAGUGCAUGAUUGAUGCUUCAGCAGGGUAGAGACAGACACAGGUGCAGCUGACAACAACACUUUGCACUUGCAUUUGCGUCAAAGCUAACAUAUGGUGUACAUAUGGCAUCUUUAGAACUGAGUCUAGAGAUGUGACGUAUUGAUGUGAGGGUUGUUGAGAGUACUACAUUAUGUCACAGUUGUUGUGGGUUGUUACUCUAAUGAGAUAUAGGGAAGGGGCUAUUGAAAGUCUAUUCAAAUAAAUAAAUACAUAACAUUUCAAUAAUAUUAUUUUCCAAAUAGUACCAAGGACAGGCAUAAAGGGCUGUAAUUGAAUUCAGUGAUCAAAUAGCUUGAGAUACAUCUCAUAUAUGCUAAUGUCAUGAGAAUUAAUUUUCUUUCAAAGAUUCUGCCUACUGCCUAUAGAUUUGACUGCCUAUAAACCUCUUUGGAGCUCACAAACAUAGCAUUGAUAUAAAAUGCAAUUAUAAAAUGCAAUUGAUUGUGGGUUUGAAAUUGACCGAGCAUAUCUCUCGAAUCCUUUACCGUCUCAUUUCGCCUCUUAUUUUCAUCUCCCUGUUCUUCCUUUAGUAGAUGUUUUGCCCAUCUAUUUAGGCACAGACACAGUGUGAUUGAUAGCUUUAGAUUACCCCUUUACAGAGCUGCCUCGGGCAAUAAUAUUCCCUCUCUUCUAAUCUUUGUGUGUAUGAAUGGCAUUGACAAAAGCUUGGCCAUAAAAACCUUGUAGUAUUUUGUUCACCUGCUGUACAGAGAGAGCUCUAGGCGGUAUGUGUGUGUGUUUUGAUUGGGUGUUUGAUUGCAAAACUCGACUCUGAAAAACUAGUAUUGAUUGAAGUGUUGAGUAUUGGCAAAAAUAGCUCUUGGUUGCCUGAGCUAUUUUCACAGGAGAACAAUUUAAAAUGUUGUCUGUGUUUGUAUGCAUGUGUGUGUGUUUGUUACUUUCCAGAUCUGUUCUGCUCUGCAGCUGAGGCAGGACCCCAUGACAUUCUGAAGCUGUACAACCCUAAGGGCAACAUCAUCAACAUCUCCCCGCGCCUGGAGCCCAACAGUCCUAACUCCUGUUAUAAGCUAGAGGUGGUGGCUGCUGACUGCAACAGUGAGCCAUUAGGUAUUCUCUGCCAUGGCGCCAGAGACAUUGGCUGACAGUGGGCCUACUUACAUUGUUAUUGUGUUGUAACUAUUUUUUGUUUCAUUAGGGCCUGUGUACUGUGUAUAUUGAUGUUCAUAUUUUAAUUGUGUACCUCAUGUUGCAGGUGUGGAGCUUGCUGUGGCACUAGGAUUUGAUCUCUCCUCCAUGGAGAAAAGGUAAGGCUGACAUGGUGUAUACAGGAGUGACCAUUCUCAAGGUUGGGGCCCGUUCUGAAACUGUCAUACCACGUAAGGGACCAAGCUGUACCCCAGACUGCAGGGCUGUGUGAGUCAGGAAGACCAUAUGUUCUGUACCCCAGACCAAUGUUCCCUCUAAUUUUUUUAGUCACUGAGCAAAUCUCAGGUCUGCUGAGCGCAAACUGCAACGUUGUGAAAAUUCUGUGCAACUUCCGGCGCACCUUUAGUGUGAACACUGAGGCUGUACCCGCUUUAAGUUAGUUUUAACAGUGGUCAAGUAGGCUACUGUGGCUAUUUGAUCAUAAUGUAGGCCUACCAGAGUGGCAUACCAUCAAAUACAAUGGAGAAAAUGCAUCCCAUAACAUUUGACCAUGGAAAUAUCUGUUGUAUCAUUCAGCCUACAGUAGCAGCCAAUGUGUGGUGUUCAACGUAGGCCUACAUUCCAUCAGACUUUUUGAAAAAAAAACAUGCAGGGCUUGACAUUAACCUGUUUAUCCACUUGUCCUUCAGAGAAGGAGGUGACUGAAAAUGUUGUUGUGUUGUUUGAUGCAAGAAACCACUUUACAAAAUAAAAUGCAUCAUUAUUCCUAUACCAUUAUUACAGAGAAUCAGACAAAUUAUGGGGUACUCUGCCUAUUGGCUACUUAGCUUAUUCAAGCCUGUCUUAAAAUACAACACUGCCCCUUAAGACAAAAAAAGGCUCUUUAUGUGACUCGCUUUUCAAAGAUGUCUAGAAAUGCACACGUUUUGUGCUCUUGUAGGAAGCAGUCACUCCCCCAUUGCUGACUACAAAUGAUAUAUAACUGGGCUAAUAACUCACUAACUAGAAAAUGACAUGAACAAAUGUACAAAUGUCCACACGUCGCUACAUAAGGCUCUCGCUUUGAUCUCAAAACAAGUGCAUCUACUCACGACUGCUCAUGCUGUAAAAACAGUCCAGUUCAAAGUGAAUGGUACAGAUCCAUAUACUGUAUGGCAAUGGUCUAUUUGCAUUUAGGCCUACUGCAGCUCUGAUUGGUUAUGGCGCACCGGUCUGUGUAGAGUACGGGCCUGAGUCAUGCCUGUCAAUGCAAUAACCAGUUGGUAACCUAAAACACAUUGGAAUGGCGUUAGGUUAGUAGAGGAGUGGCGGAGAGAGUUCUGGGUAUAUUCUGCCCAUGGCAAGAACACCGACCACUCCCCCGGCCGGUCCUGGCAGUAGGACCGCAGGAACCUACCCACAUCCUGAUAAUAAUAGUUCGUUUUGCAUACUAAGUCUUGCAUAGUUAGUUUUGUUUCGGUAUAUUGCCUUGAAAGUGGCUAAUAUUGCAUUGAUUAAAUCACAAUUCCCAGAGUAACGGUGAAAACUCUAGAAAGUUGAGUGAAGUUCAAUCUUGUGCUUCUCUGCGCGGGCUGAUAUUUCUUCUGCGGCAGUCCCGGGAGCUGUGUGCCCGUGCACACCCGCAGCUUAGAGGGAACAUUGCCCCAGACUGCAGGACUGUGUGAGUCAGGAGGGCCAUAUGUUCUGUACCCCAGACUGCAGGGCUGUGUGAGUCAGGAAGGCCAUAUGUCCUGUACCCCAGACUGCAGGGCUUGGAGAAGAAGAUCCUGAUUGAGGCUGGUGAGACUCCUGCAGUCGUGUAUGAGAUGAAGAGACAGGUGGAGUCAUUCCGGGAGAAACUUGAGGUAGGUUGUGUUAUUGAUGCUGUACAGAUAUCAUUUGAUAAAUUAUGUGUAAAGGCUCAUUCAUAUACCAGUAUCAUGUAAGUUCACUGUGUCUGCCUAGCCUAGUGUAUCUGUGUCUCCACAGAGUGUUGAACAUCUCAGCUGGCUGGGCCUAUUCAAAGAGCUAUCUGAGGGAACACAGAAGCCCUCUCCUUUCUACCACAAGAGAUCGCUGCGCAAGACCAGAGAGGAAUGUGAACAUGUACGGGAAAAGUUCCUGCAGAUGAGGCAGGUUUACUUACACUCACUGUUGAUAGAGACCAUGUGACAUCAGAUGAAUAGGCUGUGCCACUCUUAUCCAGACUCCAUUGCUUGAAUAGUGGUUGUGAUGAGUGUGAUAGAAGGAGUCAGGCGCAGGAGGGUAUUCACUGAAAUCAGAGUUUAUUCCAUCGUACACAAAUAACGCUGGAUAGCGACACACGAAAACAGGCACAGGGGAAACUAUCUACCCUGGCAAAACACGGUACGGGAUACUCCAAUAAUAUACAGGCACAGAGGACAUACAGUGGGGAAAAAAAGUAUUUAGUCAGCCACCAAUUGUGCAAGUUCUCCCACUUAAAAAGAUGAGAGAGGCCUGUAAUUUUCAUUAUAGGUACACGUCAACUAUGACAGACAAAAUGAGAAAAAUAAAUCCAAAGUGCGAGUAGCUCCACCGAGCUACACUACUCUCACAAAUAACAAAUCACCCACAAGGACAAGGGGGGCAGAGGGAACACUUAUACACAGACUAAUGAGGGGAUAAGAACCAGGUGUGUGUAAUUAACAAGACAAGACAAAUGGAAUGAUGAUAUAUGGAGCGGCAGUGGCUAGUAAGCCGGUGACAACGAACGCCGAAGCCUGCCCGAACAAGGAGGGGAGGCAGCCUCGGCGGAAGUCGUGACAAUAUCCCCCCCUUGACGCGCAGCUCCAGCAGCGCGCCGACCCCGGCCUCGGGGACAGCCAGGAGGACGCGGAGCAGGGCGAGCCGGAUGGCGACGGUGGAAAUCCCGCAACAGGGAGGGAUUGAGGAUAUCCUUCACCGGGACCCAGCACCGUUCCUCCUGACCGUACCCCUCCCACUCCACGAGGUACUGAAGGCCACCACCCGACAGAGUACGCCGGGGCCCCCUCGAUGUCCAGAGGAGGAGGAGGGACCUCCCGCACCUCAGACUCCUGGAGCGGACCAACCACCACCGGCCUGAGGAGAGACACAUGAAACGAGGGGUUAAUACGGUAAUCAGGUGGAAGUAAUAACCUAUAAGUGACCUCGUUGAGUCUCCUCAGGACUUUGAACGGCCCCACAAACCGCUUCCGGCAGGGCAGGCGGAGGCGCAGAUUCCGGGUCGAGAGCCAGACCCGAUCCCCCGGUACGAAGACUGGGGCCUCACUGCGGUGGGGGUCAGCGUUGGCCUUCUGACAACGCACAGCGCGCUGGAGGUGAACGUGGGCAGCGUCCCACGUCUCCUCCGCGCGCCAAAACCAGUCAUCCACCGCAGGAGCCUCGGUCUGGCUCUGGUGCCACGGUGCCAGAACCGGUUGGUAACCUAAAACACAUUGAAAUGGCGUUAGGUUAGUAGAGGAGUGGCGGAGAAAGUUCUGGGCAUAUUCUGCCCAUGGCAACAACACCGACCACUCCCCUGGCCGGUCCUGGCAGUAGGACCGCAGGAACCUACCCACAUCCUGAUUUACCCGUUCCACCUGCCCAUUUGACUCGGGGUGGAACCCAGAGGCCAGGCUGACUGAGACCCCCAGACGUUCCAUGAAUGCCUUCCAAACCUUGGACGUGAACUGGGGACCUCGGUCGGACACUAUAUCCUUUGGCACCCCGUAGUGCCGGAAGACGUGAGUAAACAGGGCCUCCGCAGUCUGCAGGGCCGUGGGGAGACCGGGCAGAGGAAGGAGGCGGCAGGACUUGGAAAAGCAGUCCACAACGACCAGGAUGGUGGUGUUACGUUGGGAGAGGGGAAGAUCAGUCAAGAAAUCAACACUCAGGUGAGACCAUGGUCGUUGUGGAAUUGGUAAAAGUUGUAACUUACCUGCUGGGAGGUGCCUAGGUGCCUUACUCUGAGGCGCACACCGAGCAGGAGGAGACGUACACCCUCACGUCCUUAGCCAAGGUAGGCCACCAGUACUUUCCGAUCAGGCAGCACACUAUGACCCAUACCUGGGUGACCAGAGGAGGGUGACAUGUGUGCCCAGAAGAUCAGACGAUCACAGAUAAGAGCAGGCACGUACCGCAGCCCAGCUGGACACUGAGGUGGAGAUGGAUCUGUGCGUAAUGCCUGCUCUAUAUCCGCGUCCAUUGCCCAUACUACCGGCACCACAAUGCAGGAGGCCGGGAGUAUGGGGGUGUUGUCUCUGGGCCUCUCCUCUGUGUCAUACAGCCGGGACAGUGCAUCUGCCUUCACGUUCUUCGUAUCCGGAAUGUAUGACAGUGUAAAAUCAAACCGGGUGAAGAAUAGGGCCCACCUGGCCUGGCGAGGAUUCAGCCUCCUCACUGCCCGAAUGUACUCCAGGUUACGGUGGUCCGUCCAGAUGAGGAAAGGGUGGACAACAGCCAACAGCUCGGACAACAGCCAACAGCUCCCGAUCACCAACGUCGUAUUUCUGCUCCGCCGGGCUGAGCUUCUUAGAGAAGAAGGCACAGGGGCGGAGCUUGGGUGGCGUGCCCGAGCAUUGGGAUAGGACAGUGCCUAUCCCUACCUCGGACGCAUCCACCUUCACUACGAACGGUAGUGAUGGAUCGGGGUGGGCCAGUACCGGGGCUGAGGUGAACAGACCCCGCAGUCUCCUGAAGGCCAGGUCAGCCUCAGCAGACCAGCAGAGCCGGGACGGCCCACCAUUCAAUAGGGAGGUAAUGGGAGCUGUGACCUUGCCAAAGCCCUGGAUAAACCUCCGAUAGUAGUUGGCAAAGCAAAGGAAGCGCUGCACUUCCUUAACCGUGGUUGGAGUCGGCCAAUUACGCACGGCUGAAAUGCGUUCUCUCUCCAUCUCCACACCUGAGGUGGUAAUGCGGUAUCCGAGGAAGGAGACGGACUGCUGGAAAAACAUACACUUCUCUGCCUUGGCAUAAAGGUCAUUUUCCAACAGUCGGGCCAGCACUUUGCAAACCAGGGACACAUGCUCGGCGCGCGUAGCGGAAUACACCAGGAUGUCAUCGAUGUAGACCACCACACCGCGACCAAGCAUGUCCCGAAACACCUCGUUCACAAAGGACUGGAAGACGGAUGGAGCAUUCAUCAAACCGUAGGGCAUCACCAGGUAUUCAUAAUGCCCCGUGGUUGUGCUGAAUGCUGUCUUCCACUCAUCCCCCACGCCCCAGGUUAUAUGCACUCCUGAGAUCUAAUUUGGUGAAGAAGCGUGCCCCAUACAUUGACUCAAUCAAUGAAGGAAUGAGGGGGAGAGGAUAACUAAAUCUUAUAGUCUCCUUGUUCAGUGAUUGAUAAUCAAUACACGGUCGCAGACCGCCGUCUUUCUUCUUCACAAAGAAGAAACUCGAGGAGGCGGGUGAAGUGGAGGGACGUAUAUAGCCCUGGCCCAGGGACUCAGUGACGUAUGUUUCCAUAGCCUCCGUUUCAGCCUGCGACAGGGGGUACACAUGACUCCUGGGAGGUACAGCGUCUACCCGAAGGUUUAUCGCGCAAUCCCCCGCCCGAUGAGGUGGUAAUUUUGUUGCCUGUGUCUUAGAAAACGUGUGCGCCAGAUCAUGGUAUUUGGGGGGAAUGUGCACGGUGGAGGUACCGUCUGGACUUUCCACAGUGGUUGCACCAACAGAAACACCUAGACACCUACCCUGACACUCUCGCGACCACCCCGUGAGAACCCUCUGCGGCCAUGAGAAGGUGGGGUUGUGGAGUGCUAGCCAAGGGAUACCUAAUACCACAGGGAAAGCAGGAGACUCAAUAAUCAAAAAAGUUACCUGCUCACAAUGAGUCUCCUGGGUGAUCAUGGUGACUGGUACAGUGACUUCCUUUACAAACCCGGACCCUAAUAGUCGACUAUCAAGUGCUCUGAUGGGGAGUGGAAUGGAUAGGGGAACCAAUUAAAUGCCUUGACGGCGUGAGAAUGCCCUGUCCAUAAAGUUCCCAGCUGCGCCUGAAUCGACUAGCGCCUUACACUGGGGAACUACCAUGUGAUCGGGAAAAUGGAUAGGUAGGGUACAGUGUGCAGCAGAGGUCUCUGAACGAGUGUGGGUGUUCGAUACCUGGGGUGAUGCGAGAGUGCCCUGCCUGCCGCCUCCAGGCCCAAAAGAGCGUUGACUACGACGUGUGGUGUACUGUCCCUUCGUGCCACCAGAGUGGCACUGUCGCUGUCGUCCUCCACUCUCUCGGACGGCGGCUCCACCCAGCUCCAUCAGCUCAGGAUCCGAGUCAUCCGGGGCAGACCCCUACCAGGACGUCCUCUGGCUGCCAGCAGGUUGUCCAAACGGAUGGCCAUGUCCACCAGUUUUGUGAAAGACAACAUGGUGUCCCGGCAGGCUAGCUCCCGUCGGACGUCCUCCCGCAGAUGGCACCGGAAAUGGUUGAUUAGGGCCCGCUCGUUCCACCCGGAUCCCGCUGCCAGAGUCCGAAACUCCAACGCGAAGUCCUGUGCGGUCCUCAUCCCCUGCCUCAGGUGGAUCAGCCGCUCGACCGCCUCUUGACCCUCGGGCAGUGAUCGAAGACUGCCCGAAAGAGGCGAGCGAAUUCCCCGUUGUCCUCCAACGUGGCUCCUCCUUCGUUCCAAACCGCGUUGGCCCACUCCAGGGCUUUCCCAGAGAGGCAGGAAAUGAGGACGGACACCUUCUCCCGCUCCGAUGGCGCCGGCCUGAUGCUGGAGAAGUAAAGCUCCAGUUGGAGGAGGAAUCCUUGGCAGAGCACCGCCGUCCCGUCGAACGCCCAUGGUUGGGAUAUCUGGAUCUCUCCGGGUGCUGGGGUGUAGGUGACUGGAUCCGGUUGGCCAGCUGGUCUCGAAGCUGGCCAGCAUCGUGGAAUGCUCCUGGACCCGUGCCACGACUCCAGGCAUGCACUCUUCUCCCGCUGACUCCAUAGCGGGUGGUAGAGCAUGGUGCUUGUAACGCCAGGGUAGUGGGUUCGAUCCCCGGGACCACCCAUACCUGUGUAUGCACACAUGACUGUAAGUCGCUUUGGAUAAAAGCGUCUGCUAAAUGGCAUAUUAUAGAAGGAGUCAGGCGCAGGAGGGUAAUCACUGAAAUCAGAGUUUAUUCCAUCGUACACAAAUAGCGCUGGAUAGCGACACACGAAAACAGGCACAGGGGAAACUAUCUACCCUGGCAAAACACGGAAAGGGAUACUCCAAUAAUAUACAGGCACAGGGGACAUAUCUACCCCGGCAAUGCAAAGUGUGAGGAGCUCUACCGAGCUACACUACUCUCACAAAUAACAAAUCACCCACAAGGACAAGGGGGGCAGAGGGAACACUUAUACAUGGACUAAUGAGGGGAUAAGAACCAGGUGUGUGUAAUUAACAAGACAAGACAAAUGGAAUGAUGAUAUAUGGAGUGGCAGUGGCUAGUAAGCCGGUGACGACGAACGCCGAAGCCUGCCCGAACAAGGAGGGGAGGCAGCCUCGGCGGAAGUCGUGAAAGUGGUGUUGCAAUUGAGAUCACAAUUUGGAUAUCAUGUUCUAAAAAUUUGAGAUGAAAAUAACAGAAUAGUAAUUUUCUAUUCUCCAUAGUUCCCUGGAGGUAUCAGAGGAAGUCAGACAGUACCUCAAGACCCCAACUUUUGACAACUGGUGAGUUCCCCAUCUAUUUGCCUUUUUUCCACUUUCCUUAGAAAAUGUACUAAUGGACUUUCUUACACAGUAGGAGUUACAGAGAGACUACAGACAGGGUCCUGUGAGUGCUGGUUGUGCGUGGGAGGUGAGAGGGUUGAGCAAUGUCUCUGUGGUGUGAUAAACAAACAGCAUCUGCACCUGCUGCUUCAAAAGAGAGACAGGGAGAGACAGGGAGCCGGGCGGCCAGCACCUCUGAAGAGGAUGGGGUUAUUCACCCCUUUCAUCUGUCCUACAGGCUCAUAUCAAUAUGAAUGGCUGUCUGCUAUGGGUUUGCCAAUCAAAAGGAGGUCUUCAUAACAAGCUUCAUUAACACAGGCGCUUUUGAAGGAUGCAUUAUGUGGACGACAUGCACGUCACAGCUUUCAGUCCAGUUUGGUUAAGUAUUACUUCAGGGCCUUUUAGAACUAACAUAACAAGAUGGAGGCCUCACUUCAAAAAAGGGAAUAUAUAUUGGCCACUUGGGGAAAAAACUAAAGCUACCAUACAAGAACCCAUAUUUUUGUGACAUUUACACUAGGACCACUUUCAAAACUGUUCUUUGAGCGAACAUGAUUAAUUAUUCCAGGUAACUGUUUGUUAGACCAGUACAGAGAUUAGUCAAAAUGGCAGUUUAUCUGCAGCUACUGCGUCCAGAAAUCUAUUAAUCCAUCACUUUAGCAUAUUUAUCAACCCUUGGCCAGGGCACUAAAGGGCACAUGAAAGUGGUUAUUGCUACAUAUGAAACAUACAGUAGGUUACACUUAGUACCGCUAUGACCUCCUAAAAAUUAAUGAUUUGACCCUUGACCCUUGACUUGUCCUGCUAUGUGUGUGCAGGCAGUGGGAGGAUGCAGAGAUCAUGGUUCUACUGCAGGUCAUGUACACAGACCUGGACUUCAUCGCCACCUUUAACAUUGAGCCUGAGGUGCUGCACCAGUUCCUGUAUGAGGUGUACAAACGCUACAACAACAUCCCCUUCCACAACUUCAAACACUGCUUCUGUGUCACCCAGAUGGUGGGUGUGUGUGUGUGUGUGUGUGUGUGUGUGUGUGUGUGUGUGUGUGUGUGUGAAAGAGAGAGAAAAAGAGGGUCGUCAGGGGCAAUCAUGUAGAGUCCCAUUCCUUUGUGCAAUCAUCAAAUUAUCCAAUCACCCUAAACCCUGAUUGGUUAGGACAUCCAGGCCCCUCAACCGAUUUAAGAAAUAGACUCAAUAUAAUCAUUCAGAGGUUUGCCGGUUAAGACAUUGCAUUAAACAAAAACAAAUGUCAAUGUUUUGUAUUAAUAUAAUUUCUGUGGAUUCAUGUUAUAGCAAUUAUCCAUCAUUGAGCUGUGUUCUCUCUGGACUGCUCCUCUUGCGAUUCUUUAUUCUCUGAUAGAUGUACGGGCUGAUCUGGCUGACGGACCUGAAAAGUAAGAUUGACAGCAUUGACCUGCUCACCAUGCUGACCUCUGCAGUCUGUCACGACCUUGACCACACGGGAUACAACAACGCUUACCAGGUGACCUAUCUAUCUGACCACCACAGAUACAGUUGUGUGUGUGUGUGUGUGUGUGUGUGUGUGUGCCUGCAUUCGUGAAUUGAUAGCUCACUAUCAGCUCUAUCUUUCAGAUAAAUGCUCGUACUGAACUGGCCCUGCGCUACAAUGACAUCUCCCCCCUUGAGAACCACCACUGUGCUGUGGCUUUUGAGAUCCUGGAGAAGGUAUGGGUGGUAUUGGCAUGGGUAACUGGAGUUGGGCUAUGGUGUGUGUGGGUCAACUUUUUAGAUGACAGUAAAGUGUUUAUCUUUUUACAGAAUGAAAACAACAUUUUCAGAAAUCUGACAACUGAACAGUAUAAACGGAUAAGAGAGGGCAUAAUCAAGUAAGAAUGUAUUUAUUCGCAUUCUCUUCACCACCACAAAUAUAUGUUUACUUUGAUCUAACCGUAAUGUGUGGAGAGUGCAUCAACUCAAGGCAUUUCAUUUAUUCUUAGAUGCAUCCUGGCCACUGACAUGACGAGACAUAACGAGAUCCUGAACAAGUUCAAGUCCAUCCUGCCUGUCUUCGACUUCAGCAACAAGGACCACAGAGACGUGGUAAGAAAGAGUAUGAAUAAACAGUAUGUUUAUGAAAUAGUCCUAUGUUUAGCCCAGUGUUUAUGAGGUGUCACGUAAAUGUCAUCCUGGUACUCCCUGUCCCUUUUUAGUCAGAUGUUGCCAUGGUACCAUAGGAGUCUACAGCCAUGUUGCCUAGCAACAUCAGAUGAGAGAAUCUUGGUAUCUACUAGUGCUGAUAGGGAACCAGCCUGGGGCUCUUCCCGACUGGAUUAAAGUGAAAUGUAUAUCCCCCUGUCUCCCUCCAGCUGAUGAUGAUCAUGAUCAAAGUGAGUGACAUCUCCAACGAAGCACGUCCUAUGGACGUGGCUGAGCCCUGGUUGGACUGCCUCCUGCAGGAGUUCUACAACCAGGUAACUAAGCACCACAACACAGAUAUUGGUUAUGUUCCAAUAUAACUACUAGCAUACAACAUAGAAUGCGUGGCUAAAACACUGCUUCAUUCUAAAUGGUAUGCUACAGUGUAUCAUAGAAAUAGCCUACUACAAUGUAAUACUAAUUAAGUCCUGCUCUCAACUGUCCUCCCUCAGAGUGACAUGGAGAAGCUGGAGGGUCUUCCUGUCACCCCGUUCAUGGACAGGGACAAGGUGACCAAGCCGUCCUCUCAGACAGGCUUCAUCGGCUUUGUCCUCUUACCCCUCUUCAUUGAGCUGGCUAACCUUUUCCCCUGCCUGGAGGUAAGAGCUCCCGGUCUACAACCACUACACUAAUGUAGCUUCACUGUAAUGCAACUUCAUCCCCUAGCUGCUGUGCAUGAAGUGGAAUCAAAAGGUACUGGUACUCAUUCAUAUUUGAGAGUGAAUAUUUUAGAGUGAAAAAGGGUGCCGUUACUCAAGCAGUAGAAAAUGCAAGGUGCAGCCGUGCCGGUAUUCUGUACUGGUUGGCACUUGCACAACUCAAGCACUGCCUAGCUGCCAUAUUUGUGUAAACAUAUCCAGAACCCUUAUCUCUCUGUGCCCCUGCAGCAGCACAUCAUAGACCCGGUGCGUAAGGCCCUGGACUACUACACAGAGAUGGAGAAAGCCUUAGAGAGAGAGAAACUGAUCCGAGCACAGAGCGACAAGGCAGCCGCAGCCAAGAACAAGGAUACUACACCUCAGAACUCACAGAACCCUCAAAAAACAGCAGAUAGUCUGUCAGAGGCUGGGAAUGCCUUGAAUCCAGCCACACUGUGA